Molecule: messenger RNA, 904 nt
Organism: Diatraea saccharalis (sugarcane borer)
Lineage: Eukaryota; Metazoa; Arthropoda; Insecta; Lepidoptera; Crambidae
Source: the annotation of a GenBank genome assembly
GGAAGUAUUUUGUGGCUCAUACGCUGUCGUGGCGGUUUUGAAUUCGGUUGACGUUUUAGGAAUAAAAAAUGAGGAUUUCCAGUGAGUUUAUUUUUAUUUUCUUUAAAUAUCGUUAUAAGAAAAACAAAAUUUCUUUAAGGAAAAGUAUUUUUUUGGGCUUAUUUUUAAAUUUAUGAUUUUAGACUUAGCUGCCUUUUGAGGUGUUAAUUUCGAUUUUCUUUAUAAAACAUCACAUACUAUUAUUUUUUAUUACAGUUUCAUUCCUACUGCUGGUGGUCGUGAUGCUGGUUACAAUGACGUCAGCGUUCACAAUAGAAUCACAUAAGUGUGCAAACUGCUUCCGUCAGAAGUAUGAGCCAGUCUGCGGCGAAAGACGAGGGACCUUCUGGAAUAUGUGCGAAUUGAAAUGCAAAAAUGUAACGUUUAAGCACACUGGAGAAUGCAAAAACGAAGAUCUACUUGAGAACGAAAGCAAUGAUUACAUAUUUAAAUAAUCGGUUAUCAGUUUCGUUACAACCAUAUUGCAGUACAUUGACAACUCUUUUGUUCGAUACACAUUCAAAAAGAAUCUGGUGUUAACGGGUGCACAGCGGUUAUUGGCGAAAUUGUAAUGGAGAAGCCUUAAGGAAAAGAAUGGAAAAAUAUUUAUAUAAUAUAAUAAAUAAGUAGUCUAGGAAAUCGAGAUUGUUUUAUUUCAAUAGAAAUAUAUUUAUUUAUAAUAUGUGUUUUCUUAUAAUAUAGAAAUAUAUUAUAAGAAAACACAUUUUUAAGAUAAUAAAUAUUACAGUUGUUCGGUGGUCCUAAAAUGUAAUAAACUAAAUAUAUUUUUAAAGCAUAAAUCUAGUUUAAACGAAAUCUAUCCUCUAUAAUAAAGAACUAGCUGUUUGCCCGCCAUUUCAAUUGA